Molecule: messenger RNA, 970 nt
Organism: Juglans regia (Persian walnut)
Lineage: Eukaryota; Viridiplantae; Streptophyta; Magnoliopsida; Fagales; Juglandaceae
Exons: 4
Coding region: 391-822 (143 amino acids)
Molecular function (GO): zinc ion binding
Source: RefSeq, a predicted model, not a curated record
AAAGAAUGCAUCGAGCCUCAGACCUCUCACCCUCGUUCUCCCUCAGACAUCUCGAACCUCAUACUCUUCUCUCUCACGCCUUCUUUCUCACCCCGACGCCCUAACCCCAAAAUCCCGAACCCUAGAAAAUUUCUACGAGCCUCAGACCUCUCACCCUCGUUCUCCCUCAGACAUCUCGAACCUCAUACCCUUUCUCUCUCCCCCCUUCAGCCCCAAGCAGCUGAAGACCCAUCUCCCUCACCCCCUUCAGUAGAAGAAAUCUUCGUCGAAGGUACACGCGGACCGAUUCAGCUGAAGACCCAUCUCCCUCAGCCCCUUAAGUUUGAAGAAAUCUCCGUGAAAGUGUUGCACUUAAAAGUAGUCAUCUCUCUUUCAUCACGUAGACCGACUAUGGCAUCGAGUCAAGCGUCAUCAUGUGUAGUUAAUGAUAUUGAAAUGGAAUCACCGAGUUGUUGGUGUGGUUUGAAAGCGCCAUUAAAGAUCUCCCACACCCACAAAAAUCCUGGAAGGAAAUUUUAUGCUUGUCCGACUUAUGGAACGGGAGAAACAAGAUGCCAAUUCUUCAUUUGGGCAGAUAUACUUCAAUCAGUAAUAUCUGAGAAGUACCUGACAAGAGAGAAUGAAAUUCGGAAGAGGGAGGAUGCUUUGUUGUUGCGUGAGUAUGAAGCUCAAAAAAAAGAGGACAAACUAUUAGAGAGAGAGAAAACGCUGCAGAAGCAAGAUGACGACCUUCAUAAAAUGAUAGUAGAGAAUAGGGUUGUACGUAUUUUGUUGUGUCUCUAUUGGAUUGUAUCAGUUGUAAUUGUUUUUGGUUGGUUCUGAAUGUAGAUGCCGAGUGGUUAGAAAUGAAAAAAGACUGAUGGAAUCCUAACAUGUAUGAUAUAUUAUCUAUGAAUAUAAUUAUGACAGCUUAUAUGUAUAUGAAGUUCACUUUGUUUUGCGUGUAGUUGGCAUAGCCAUUUUUUUCUUA